Camellia sinensis is the source of this 1234-nucleotide messenger RNA. The record is from RefSeq and is a predicted model, not a curated record. NCBI's taxonomy places the organism in Eukaryota, Viridiplantae, Streptophyta, Magnoliopsida, Ericales, Theaceae.
AGGAAGAGCUUCUUGUAUAUAUAGAUAUAUACAGGAUUUCAAAAAUCAGAUGGCAAUUCAGUGUUUCAAUCCAACUGUAACUAUAACUCCAACUUAUCAUCAAUUUUACUAAACCUAAACAACACAAAUUCACGCUAACUAGAAUUCUAUGAUAUAUAUACUCUAGAUUCUCCCCUGAUACUUUUGUAUCCGAUCCACCAUGGAUUUCAAAAAGAGCAACAAGAAAACAAAAACAAACCAUGAAAACACCGACGAACCAACAACUGCUAUGAUAGAGAGCCUACCUCUUGAUUUAGCCAUCGACAUAGUUUCAAGGCUACCCAUAACCUCUCUAAUUCGAUUGCGAUUCACAAGUCGAACCUUUCAAAUAUUAUCAAACUAUCCUCAUCUCGCUGAACUUCAAUAUUACCGGACAUCGAAGAACAACCCGUGUCUGAUGUUCCAUAGUUAUGAUCCAAUCCACAACCAGCUUUGCUUUGCAGAACUCUCCGAUCACAACAAUCAGAUUGUGAGAAAACUCAGCACGCCUUUCUUCGAUGUGUUGUUGCCUGAGUUCAACAUAAUAGGUUCUUGUAAUGGUUUGUUAUGCUUAUCAGACAAUGUAAAUGGCGAUACAAUGUAUAUAUGCAAUCCUUUUACAAGGGAAUUCAAAGAGCUGCCAAAAACAAUAGAGUUUGGGGAGCAAAAGGUCGUGUGUGGAUUUGGGUUCGAUCAUGUGAGUCAUGUGUACAAGGUUGUUAAAGUAAUUUACUAUUGGAAAAGACAUAACAAAAACCCGCCUUCCCCCUAUUUUAGAAUCCAUAAUUACCGUGCACGAUCAGAGGUCUUCGUAUACAGUAGUUGGAGUCCUGGUUGGAGAAGUCUCGGACGGGUACAUUUACCUCACAAGCUCGAGCAACGAUCAUCAGAAGCAUUGGUGAAUGGAAGACUUCAUUGGUUGACUUUGCGGCAUAAAUGUGAAAGUCGUUAUGCACGGAGCAUAGUAUCUUUCGAUUUAGGUGACGAAAAAUUUAGAGAGGUCCCGAGACCAGGUGGGCAAGAAAGGUGUGACUAUCAUUUGUCAGUGUUAAGAAAAUGUCUUUCCGUGGCAUUUUGUGAUUACGAGGAUUUGGGGAUUUGGGUUAUGAGAGUGUACGAUGUGAAAGAGUCUUGGAUCAAGGAGUUCAACAUUGGAACUAGUUCUGUGCCUCGGGUGGUGUUGAAACCAGAAUUGAAGCCAUCGUAUGCGAUUUGA